GAUACUUUCUACGAUUAUGGUGUUUUGAUACUUUGAAAGAAUAUUUCACCUUUGAUGUCACAAUCAAAAAAGACCAUAAAUUGAUCACCACAGGACCAUAUUCUUUAUUAGUUCAUCCUUCGUAUACUGGUGCUAUUUUGAAAUAUAUCUUGGUAUUACAAAUGAAUUUUCAAUUAUGUCGUUAUAUUCCUGUAUACUUUCCAUCAACGAUGGGUAACAUUUUAUCAAGUUUGUGGUUUAAAGCGUUUCAAGUUAUUUGUUUAAUUAUUGUUCUUCACAAUCGAGUCAUUUAUGAAGAAAAGGUAUUGAAAAGUCAUUUUGGCAAGGAAUGGGAUGUUUACUUUCGUCAACGGAAAAGAUUUCUACCUUAUGUGUUUUGA
This is a messenger RNA of Funneliformis caledonium, 380 nucleotides long. Lineage: Eukaryota; Fungi; Glomeromycota; Glomeromycetes; Glomerales; Glomeraceae. The record is from the annotation of a GenBank genome assembly.